This is a messenger RNA of Nezara viridula (southern green stink bug), 204 nucleotides long. Lineage: Eukaryota; Metazoa; Arthropoda; Insecta; Hemiptera; Pentatomidae. The record is from the annotation of a GenBank genome assembly.
AUGGCAAUGGUAAACAUGAACAACCUGCUCAACGGGAAAGACUCCCGCUGGUUGCAGCUGGAAGUCUGCCGGGAGUUCCAGAGGAACAAAUGCUCCAGGCCGGACACGGAGUGUAAAUUUGCGCACCCACCGGCCAAUGUUGAGGUGCAGAAUGGACGGGUCACCGCCUGCUACGAUAGUAUUAAGGUAGGUCUACAAGAUUAA